Molecule: messenger RNA, 5375 nt
Organism: Parasteatoda tepidariorum (common house spider)
Lineage: Eukaryota; Metazoa; Arthropoda; Arachnida; Araneae; Theridiidae
Source: RefSeq, a predicted model, not a curated record
AUCAUUUUUCUUUGAGUCAGAGUAGACUUAGAAGCUCAGGCUGAACUUGAAGUAGUUUUUACACACAGCCGAGUACUUGAACAAGGGAUAGCAAUCAUCACAUCGCUAAGGAGAUGGCGAUAAUUUGGAUCGCCUGUUUUCUUUUAUAUUUUCAGUGUCCAGGUUCUAAGUCUGAGCCAUACUAUGGAGUAAAAAUUGGCAAAUUUAUUACACAUUUUCAUAAUAUUCAAGGGGAUGUAUAUACAGUAGAUGAUAAAACAAUGUUUGUUAAAGGCUUUCAUUAUGAUGGUAAAGGCCCAGAUGCCUAUUUUUGGGCUGGCACAAGCAGUAAACCAGAUACUUCCGGGUUUAUAGUCAGUCAUAAUAAAGAAUCAUCAAAUAUUCUAGAAAAAUCGGAUAAUCAAGAUAUGAUUCUCCAAUUACCAGAUGAUAUGAAAAUAGAAGAUAUACGGUGGUUAUCGGUUUGGAGCAAAAAGUUUUUGACUAGUUUUGGAUAUGUUAUUUUUCCCGAGACGAUUGUACCGCCUCGGCCAGUUCUUAUCGGCCCAUUAAGAGACACGUCAAAAGGUGUAUCAACUGGUAACAUAUUGAUACUUGAUUCUCAAACCUUUUUAAUACCUGAUUUCAACUAUGAUGGAUCUGGAAAAGGAGUAUAUUGGUGGUUAUCUAAAGAUGUGGAAUCAAAUAUGGAUGAUAUAAAACUACUUGAAGAAGAUGGAAGGGACUCACCUGUAAAAGAACACAUUGGUAAAACUGUCGUUAUCAUCUUACCUGAUGGACAUUCUGUAUUAGAAUACAAUGUUUUGAGCUUACGGAGUCUUGAAGAUAAUGAAGAUUAUGGUUCCGUGGAAUUACCAACUAAUUUAAAUAUUCCACCCUCACCUCGUAACCUUGGAUUAGUACCAGAGCAAGAAACGAAUAAACUGAAUUGUGAGAUGCUGAACGACAACUUAAGCUUACAAGUAAAAUGGGCUAUUCAACGAAAUGAUAUCAUCAUUCAUUUGACUGGAAAUGUUGGAAAAUUACAAUACAUGGCUUUAGGUUUGAGUAAAGACGAUACUGAAACUAAGUUUGAUGCGUCUGAUGCAAUAGUUGCUUGGCUUGAUGAGAAUGGCAGAGGUCAUGUUGAAGAUUAUUUCUUAGAGAGCAUUGAAAAGUGUGAAAACGGUCAUGGAAUGUGCCCGGAUAUUUCUCAUCAAGGGUCUAAAAAUAAUAUCGAAAUGGUAAACACCACAAUAUCUGGUAAUACAACAACUAUUGUCCUCAAGAGGCCAUUAAAAGCAGAAGACCAGGUAUAUGAUCAAAACAUUUAUACAGAUGGGCCCCAAGCCAUUCUUUGGGCAGUUGGAUCAAUUCAAAAUGAAAAUUUUGUCGAAUCCCCAAAAUUUCGCUCCAGAGGUAAUCUUCUACUAGACUUUGGUAGAGAUCCAAUUUGGAAUUGCCCUCAAACAAAUGAAAAUGAAAUUCAAGUUGUGAAACCUAAACAUGUGUUUGAAAUUCAUUGUCCAAGUGAUCGUAUUUUUAGAGCACAACUUGGGCCUGCAGAACGUAAGUUUAAACCUGAAUUUAAAAAAUAUUACAGGAAAGAACUAGUGUGGUACAUCAAUGGAUUACCGACACCUGAUUUGACAGUGCAAAGAGGAGAAAGUUACACUUUCAUUGUAGAAGGAGGAAAUACUCCAAAUAAACGGCAUCCGUUCUAUAUUACCGAUAGUAGUGAUGGCGGCUAUUUACUUAAGGCAUCAGAGGGCUCGAAAGAAGAGUUUUUUGCUGGAGUAGUUAGAGAUUCAAAUACCAACAUAUUCUUUCCAACUGUCGAAGGAAGAUUAUGCGAAUGGAAAAUAUCUGUUUCUGAUCCAGAAGAUUCUAUAAACUUGUCAUCAAGUGAAUCAACCCAACCAUUAACUCUCAUCUGCGAGUUUGGCACCUCAAAAAAUCUUACAUGGACUCCAGAUUCAAAAACGCCAAACACAGUUUAUUAUCAGAGCUUUACCGAAAAAAACUUCGGUGGAAAAAUUAAAGUCGUAGAUUUUUGUGAAGAAACCAAUCCCUCCUUCUACUUAGAAAAUGAAUUUAGAGAAAUUCAUAAACCGAGCCUGAAGGGAUAUAGAUCCAAACCAGGAGUGGAAAGGGAAGAUCUAUUUAGUGAGUCUGAAGAAAUGAAUCCCAGCAAAAAUCAAAAAGAAUUUCAGGAGAAAGAAUUGGAGAAUAACGAAAGUAAAGAAGUCAAAGAUUUGCACUACGCAGAAUUCGAAAAUACGUCAGACGAGAAACCUGAAAGUAUUAAAACACUUAUGAUGACUGAAAAUUGGAAGAGAACUGAUUAUUCCGAAAGUUCAAAUCCAGAAAAAAAUUUAAAAGAACUUGAAAACUCAUCUGAAGAAACUCAAAGUAACAGUGAAUCUUUAGACAUAGAUCAACAUUUUUCUACAGAUUCUGACCAUCCUCAUGAUGAAUCUGAAAGAUCCGACAGAAACGUACAUCAUCAGCAUCUAAGAUUAGAAAACACAAUAAGAAAAGGUGAGAUUCCUCCAAAAGCAAUAGCCUCAAAUGAAGAUUUGGCUUCAUCGCAACUCUCAGUUUCUCAUACUUCUAUACAAAGCUUAAGUCCUGCAAGUACAAAACAACAACAAGGAUUUAAACCACAUUUUGAAGGAGGAUUUAUACCAUUAGUAUUGAAUCCCAUAAAAGAAAGGGAGUUACAACUACCCCAGUUUCCUUCUUCAUCUCUUCGGAGACCUCACCGUCCUUUCUUAUUUAAUGAGUCUAUACCAUUCCAUGGUACAUUUAAACCUGGUGUUCCAGAUUUCAGUGGCUUCAAUAUAUCAAGCUAUUCCCAAGAAGAAUCGAACUAUCCUGUAAACCAUGUUCAAGAUAAUAUUCCGAUGUUAUCAGCUCCAAAGCCUCAAAUGGUUCAAAAUCAAAUUUCACCCAUUAAUUUACAAGCAGAAUUAUUUAAAAGACAAAAGCGCCCAAUGCAACAUCAAUACGUAUUUCACCCUCCUCCUCGACCACGCAAUCAAUUCCUUCAUGCACCAUCACAUGGCUCAUUACUAAAUCUUCACAUUUCAAAUGUUCGAGAUGAAUUAGAGCAAGUGUCAUCUCAACGAGUGCAAGUGGCGCUUCAGUCUAUCAAAGAGGAUAAAAACAAUCAAGGCCUCCUUCCACCAUUUCACACAAGGCCAAUGCAAAAUAGAAAUCAAAAACCGCAUAAUCUAAUACAUUCUCCUCCAAUACAGCGUCGUCCUGAUAUUGUUGAUGGAGAAGUCCCAUCGAAUAUGCGACCUUUUCAGCGGCCGGCAGGAAGCAACCGUCAUGAACCAGUACUUAAGAAAAAUAUUGAACCUCAACGAAUCACACCAGAACUUCAAAAUGGACCGAUGAGAGCCCCAUAUAAUGGCCGACGCCCGCUUCCUCUUCUUAAAAGCACGUUCAAAGAUCCAUCGGACAAUGCUGUUCGUAGAGUGCCUCCUUUAAGAUUGGACAGAUUUCAGAAAGCUCCUAUUCAAAACAGGCUAAGAAUUCCUAUGUUCCCUGUUAAUCAAGCUAAUCCAGUAAUUUCCGCUGUACCACAAUCAUCAGAAGAUAUCCUAAAAUCCAUGGAAAAUGAGAAAAAUGCAGAAAUAGAGCACCUGCCGUUUCAAUUGAAAAAACAAUUACAUGGACAGUUAUUCGGUGCUCCAGGUAUGUUGCAUCUGGAAAACAAAGAAUUGCGUCCACAGCUGUUCUCAGCCAAUCCUCACGUCAUAAUUCGACAAAAUCAACUUCGUCCUCCACAUCAGUCCCAAAACAGCCAAGAAAUGAAUCUUAAAAACAUUGCAAUUUCAACAAAUAAUUUAAAACAGCAUAAUGCACCGAAAGAUUCACACCACAUUCACAACUCAACAGCAUUAUCUACUUCAAUCUUAAACAUACCCCAAGAAAAUAGUUACUCUCUAAACAAAUCACUCAGCAGCAAUGAAAAUUAUCCUGUAUCUUCCAGCUCUGAGGAAACUGAGAGUGAACCAGAGAUAUUUUUAACUGAUACUAGUGAAGUUGCAGAUGAAGAUAAAUUAUACGAUCAAAAAAAAAAUUUAAGUGAAUUCAGUUCAUCAAAUGAAAAUACCUUUGAAAAUAAUACAAGUAUUGAAUUCCACUUAACCGAGGAAGUUUCAGAUCAUGCUAUUGAUUAUGAAGCUCCCUUUGGUGCGCGGCUGAAACCAAGACCAAAUGAUAAAUCUAAACAGAAAGUGAACGCAAAUCCGAUUCCCAAAAGUCCAAUAAAUUUUUUAAGAAAACCUCAACUACCAUCACCACAAGUAACAUUUUCCAAACCAAGUAAUAUAGAAAACAUAAAGCCUUUGGAAGAAAGUUCUGGCAUACACUUACCAAGUGAACCGAGUUACAUCGAUCUACUUUCAUCAAUAGAAAAUGGAGAAAGUAAUUUGCGAAAUUAUACUAAUUCUAAUAUUUCAGAGGUAAAAGAAAACAAAAGUUCUCAACUUCCGGAACAUUUAUAUGUCAAUAAGAUACAAGAUUUGCCGUCAUUUGUUGAAACAGAUUUCAUAUCUUCAGAUAAUUAUCCCGGAAGAAAACACAUUCUUCCUAGUACUUCAAACAUAACGUUUACAAAUACGCCUGUAAGAGCACCGGAAGAUAUUAAUCUGCCACAUAUAUCAGAAAAACCACCUUCACAUGAUAACGGCACAGAUUUUUCUAUUUUAAAUCAUGUUUUGUAUAUCAUUGGUGGACAAACAAACUCGGGACACUUUCAGAGAGACUCGGGAAAAGAAACACAAUCUUGAACAAUCAAUCAAAAUCAUACGCUCAAGUUAAGAACUUAGUGGAAAAACAUGUAUACAAACAUUCAAAUCCCAGGUUUAAAAACAUAUUAUUAUCAGUUCUAAGUAUAGAAAAUCUAUUUAUUUUGCCAAUCAUUAAGUAAGACAGUUUUUAGUCGAAAAAAUUUACAACUUAAAUGUUUUGUUUACAACUAUCUAAUGCUUCAUUACAAACUAAUGUUAAUUUUUUUCAAGUUCACUGAAACACCUUUCAACAUCUUUUUCCACUUAGAUUUUCAUAUAUAAAAGAAGAGCAAAAAGUUUUAACAGUAGGUUUGAAUUUCUAUAUCAUUUUAUUUUACAAAUUUCAAUACGUAAAAUCAUCGAUAUACUUUUACCGUAUUUCAUUCAUCUUUCAAAGCAAACAUAUUUAUAAAUGAAAAUACACAUUUUUAUUUUUCUCUUACAUCUGUGAUUUAAUCAUCAAGAUAAAUUUCAAUCUUAAGUUAUAAAUAAAUGGCAGGUCCAUUUAUUCAACAUCAUCGUCUUCGUAAACUUAGAAUGCAUUGCAUCUUUUUUGUAACUGUAUCAUGAAAAUAAAGUUUUAAUCAUUAA